UUGGAAGAUGAAAACAAAAACCAUUAGUUAGAGUUGUUCUAUUGAGGGAAGAUUAAGAGGUAGAAUAAAUAUAAGUAUAAUAGCUCGAAGUUUAAAUGCAUCACAUUAUUUCUAAUUUGCAGAAGUACCAAAAUAUCGAGUGUCUUAGGCUUCAAUAAUAAAAACAGAUAAUUAAGAGAAAUCAAGAAGAUUAUUAUUUCAUCAUCGUACUAUGUUGAUAGAUAAACUCAUAUAAAGGGAUAAGAAAUAAUAAAAGAAGAAAGUAUUAAGAGAAAAGAUGUAUGAAAUUAAUGAAUCCCAGUAACGAAGACUUAGCUGUCAUUGUAAUGAAUGUGGCAAAAGUUCAAAUAAAAUGACUAAAUUUCAUAAUAUAUUACUGAAAUCAGAGAAACCAACAUAAGAAUUCUGGUCCAGUUCAAAUUUACAACCAUAAUAAUAAUCUUUGCUCACAAUAUCAACUAAAUCAUUGAAGUCUACUACAACCUUACUAUCUAUUCCAGAUACAAGUCCAUAAAAAGUUAGAUCUAAAAUUGAGAGUCCUAUCUAAAAGAAAUUAAACUUCAAUUAUAAAUUAAUUUCUGUACCUUCUUUAAAUUAGAAACCAUAUCUUUCUGAAUAAUCACCUUAAAAAAAAGUCAAUCAUCUUUAAACAGACUCUACAUAGUUAAUCCUUAGACCAAUAUCACUUAGAGCAUCUGCUCCUAAUUUAGAAACAUUCGAUUAUUCAUCUAAACAAAGUAGUCCAAGAAGAGGAUAAUCAAAUUAAAACAUAAAAUAAGACAUUCAAGUAUUGACUCAAAGGAAUUUCUCCAAAAGAAUGAUUUAAACUUGUUAUUUAAAGACAUUCUCUGGUAUUCAUAUUAGAAAUACUAUACUGAGUACAAAAAAAGAAAUAAAGUAUUGA
Molecule: messenger RNA, 904 nt
Organism: Paramecium sonneborni
Lineage: Eukaryota; Ciliophora; Oligohymenophorea; Peniculida; Parameciidae
Source: the annotation of a GenBank genome assembly